This is a messenger RNA of Salarias fasciatus (jewelled blenny), 3213 nucleotides long. It is a transcript of the gene tango6, whose product is annotated as transport and golgi organization 6 homolog (Drosophila). The transcript has 18 exons. NCBI's taxonomy places the organism in Eukaryota, Metazoa, Chordata, Actinopteri, Blenniiformes, Blenniidae. The coding region runs from base 90 to 3140 and encodes 1016 amino acids. Gene Ontology annotation, molecular function: protein binding. Gene Ontology annotation, biological process: protein secretion. The record is from RefSeq and is a predicted model, not a curated record.
AGCAUUUAGCCACGUGAGCCGGUUUCCCUCCAGAAACAAACUCUUAUCUAAAUAUUCUCUGUAAAUAUGAGAGUUUCGGAGUAAAAAAUAUGACUUCAGAGAUCCUGUCUGCGAUGCAGACCCUCACCAGGCCGCCGGACGGCUCAUCUCCUCUCGGCUCGCCGUCCCCCCUGCUGGCAGCUCUGGAGGCCAACAGGGCCGCCCUCCUGGAGCGUCUCCGUGACGACGGCGGGCUGGAGGCGGUGCGACGGCUGCGCGAGGAGGCGAAGGCGGCGGCACCCUGGUACGGCGAGGGCGGCGAGGAGGACGGCGCCUGGCGGUUUGUGCAGGAGCUCCUCCUGCUGCUCCUCGCCUUGACGCGACACCUGAGCCGGGAGCUGCGGAGCUUCCGGGAGGCCCCGCCCCCUCCCGCCGGCUCGGCCCCGCCCCUCCCCCCCGACGUGCUGAGCGCGGCGCAGCAGAAGACGCUAGCGGCGGCGCUGCAGUUCGCCGUGCGCCUCGGGCUCCGCCCCCACCUGGCGCCCGGCGUGGGUGUCCCACUCGGCGCCCGGCCGGAGGAGCCGGCGGGCGAGGGGGCGGGGCCACAGGCCGGGCCACGCCUCCUGGUCGCCACAGAGGCGCUGCUGCAGGUGUCGCAGCUGUCCUCGCUCGCCGCCGUCCUGUUCAGCAGACAUCUGGGGGACGUGAUGGCGGCGCUGUGCCAGCUGGGACACCAGCCGCCGAGGGACGGGGGGACGCUCAGUACUGAGGAGCGCCGUCGUUGCCGAGAUUCUCUGCAGAACCUUCUGGAUAAAGUUUACCAGCCGCUGGUCGUGCGGGAGCUGCUGCUGCUGCAGGGCGGUCCCACGGCGGGCGGCGGUCCCGGGCCCCGCCCCCUCCGGGCCCCGGCUCCGGCCUGGCUGAGACGCCUCUGCGGCCGACUGCUGUCGGAGAGGCUGGUGAAGCCCGACGGCGUGCAGGCGGUGGUGCGGGCGGUGCUGGAGGGCGGCACGGGGGGCGAGUCGGACUGGAGGAAGUGUGACGCCGUGGCCCGGAUCCUGGUGGCCUGUCCUCAGCAGGCCGCCUCCGCAGAGCAGUACUUCCAGCUCCUCUGUCCUCAGAUCCUGAACCUGCUUCACUUCAGAGACAAGCUGACGGCGCAGCAGUUCCAGCGUGUGGCCACCAGGGCGGCGCUGUCCGUGGUCCAGGAGCGGCCCGCCUUCGCCAAGCAGUACCUGCUGCGCCCCCUGCUGGCGGCGCUGCGCCACUGCACCAACGCGGACGGCAGCGGGGCCUCAGAGGUGGACGAGGCCGAACUGUCACAGUGUUUGGACGACGUCUACAAGGUGUGUGUGGUCGGAAACACUCCGUCCCCGUGUCUCCUGGACGCUCUGGAGGAAGUCCUCCCCGUCAUCUUCACCCUGUUCUGCUUCACCAAGAAGAACGUCUCACACCUCCGCGCCCCCUGUCAGGAGGUGCUGCUGUGGUACCUGAGCCACGCCGAGCCCGCCGCCGCCCGCUCCGCCCUGCGGCGCCUGGCGGGCCUGCAGGAGGCGCCGGUGGGCGUGGCCGAGGGCUUCCGCUUCAGCCCGGGCAGCGAGGGAGGAGCCCGGCUGAGCCGCACCCACAGCUGCAGGGACGAGGACGAGGACGAGGACGAGCAGCUGUUUGAGCGUCUCUCAGAGCAGCAGUGGAGCCUCCAGGCUCUGAUGCAGCUGCUGGCUGAACUGAAGGGAAACCAGCUGCCUGCAGACUUCUUCCUGCUCCUGCUGCAGGAGCUGACCAGCUGGGUGGAGGGGGGGGAGGAGGAGGAGGAGGAGGAGGAGGAGGAGCCGGUCGUGUCGGCCAUGACACUGCUGCAGCUGGAGCAUCGUCUGCAGGGCGGAGCUGAGAGGAGGGGUCAGAGGUUAGCGCUGCUGCAGGUGCUGGCUGUGAUGGUGGAGAGUCUGGAGCACAGCCAGCUGCUGAGGAGCACCUCGCAGGUGGUGGAUUUCAUGGUGUCCCUGCUCCAGAGAGCUUGUGUCGGCCUGAACCGGGGCCCCGGACCAGGUGUUGAGAACCCCGUGGAGAGCCAGACGCUGAGCAUGGCGAUGGGCCUGGCGGCCACGCUGCUGUCGGGCCCUCAGCUCAGCUCGGAGGACUACUCGUCCAUGUCCCGGCUGCUCCCCCCUCUGGAGACGCUGGCUCAGCGGCACUCGGAUGCCUUCAUCCAGGAGCUGGCGUCGAACCUGCGAGCCGUCAUCGCCACGCACGGAGCGUACCGGCCCGACGACCUCGCCGCCGCCGCCGCCGCCGCCGCCCCGCCUCCACGCCCCACAAACCCGCCUCCACAAGCAGCCCUCCGGUCGGAGCCCCGGCCGCCGCCCAGGCCGCUUUCUGAUUGGCUGCUGGAGGCCUGUGACCCCGACGUGCCCACCCGGGCGCUCGCCCUCAGGACCCUCACACACCUGGUGCAGGUCAAAGACCCCGAGGCCGUCCGGGCCCAGGACAAGGUCCUCAUGCUCUUCUUAGAAAACCUGGAACAUGAAGACUCCUUCAUUUACCUGUCCGCCAUUCAAGGUCUGGCUGCUCUGGCGGACUCGUACCCUGACAGGAUCCUGGAUCGCCUCCUGCAGGACUUCCAGCUGGGCCCGUCGCUGCGUUCGUCCGACCCGCAGCGCUCGCUGGAGACCCGGCUGAAAGUGGGCGAGGUCCUGAUGAGGGCGAGCCAGGCCAUGGGGGAGCUGACGCCUCACCUGGGCCGGCCUCUGCUGGGUGUCUUCCUGCGAGGGACCAGGGACCCGGACCCUAGCGUCCGGGCCAGCAGCCUGUCCAACCUGGGCGAGCUGUGUCAGAGGAUGGACUACUCGCUGGGAGCUCUGGCUCAGGAGCUCAGCUCGUGUCUGACUGCUCUGAUAAAGACGGAGAAGGAGGUGGAGGUGAGGAGAGCUGCCGUCCACGUCAUCGUCCUCCUGCUCCGAGGCCUCAGCGACAAAACCACCCAGGUCCUGGGCGAUGUGCUCCUGGACCUGUACCGGGCCCUGAGGCUGGUGUCCCGCUCGGAUCCGGACCAGGUGGCGGUCCUGCAGGCCCAGCUGGCCCUGGAGGAGCUGGACGAGGUGAUGAGGAGGUUCCUCUUCCCCCAGCAGAAGCUGGAGAAGAAGAUCGUGGUGCUGCCGUAGCUGGAGGUGGAGGGACACCAGCAGCACCACCCGCCAGCUCCCAGCCUGCACUUUGUCCUUUUCAAUAAACAAU